AUGACUGCCACGGAUCCGAGCCACAUGGCGCGCGGAGAGCCCACCACCAAGGAAAAGCCAGCUAAGCCGUUCGCAGAGAAGGAGGGUGUGAUUGAAGGGAAGGCCGUUCUAGCGAAGCCAUCGCUGUUGCCGCAAGAGCCUCCUAACAAGCUUACAGAGCUCUUUGAUAAGGAGGGGCAAUCCCCGUGGAUUGACAACCUGACGCGUGAUUGGGUGGCAUCGGGUCAUCUCAAAGAGCUCGUCCGACGUGGCGUGAGAGGCAUCACCAGCAACCCUACUAUUUUUGAGAAGGCGAUCAGUGGGACAGACGUGUAUGACCAGCAGCUCCGGAACAUUUUGUUCCGCGAGGGGGUGCUGCUGGGGGGAGGGAUGUUGGAGAGCCAUGGGGAGGUGGAGAGGGGGGUGGUGGAGGGCGCUUACUGGGAGAUGGUGAAACAAGAUAUUGGCACUGCUGCUGCUUCGUUAGAAGAGCUGUUCCGUGAAUCUAACGUAUCCAAGUUUCAACCAUCUCUCGUCCAAUUGAUGCCUGCCACGUCAUCAGGUGGCGAUGGGUUCGUCUCCCUUGAAGUCUCGCCGAAGCUAGCGUACGACACGGCAGGUUCGGUGUCCCUGGCUCGGGAGCUCCAUGCUGAUCUGGCUCGGCCGAACCUGAUGGUCAAGAUCCCUGCCACCGAGCCUGGCGUGGCUGCGAUCCGAGAACUGAUUUCUCGCAUGACGAACAUAAAUGCAACGCUCAUCUUUUCUCUGACGCGCUACAGCGAGGUCAUGGAGGCUUACGUGGCAGGCCUGGAGGACGCCGUGGCAGCUGCCAACGUGGCAUCUGAGCUGUCAGCAGCCGCGUCUGACUCAGCAACAGGCGCCCUGCCACGUGUCAACCUCUCCUCAUUCUCCUCCGUGGCUUCGUUCUUCGUCUCUCGCGUCGACAGCGCUGUUGACAAGCGGCUCAAGGCCAUUGGAACAGAGGAGGCACGUGCGCUCCUGGGAAAGGCAGCAGUGGCACAGGCAGUGGUGGCAUAUGACAUGUUCAAGACCAAGUUCAGCGGUCCCAGGUGGAAGGCUCUCGAGCAGCAGGGAGCGCGGGUGCAGCGGCCGUUGUGGGCGUCGACAGGCGUGAAGGAUCCAUCGUAUCCGGACACAAAGUACAUCGACGCUCUGAUUGGUCCGCACUCUAUCAACACCAUGCCUGACGCCACCCUGCUCGCCUUUGCCGACCAUGGGGAGGUGAAGCGCACUGUAGAUGCUGACGUGGAUGCUGCCUAUGGUGUGCUGGAUCGUCUCAAGGCUGUUGGAGUGGACAUGGAGGAAGUUGCCAAGGCUGUGGGAGUGGACAUGGAGGAAGUUGCCAAGGAGCUGGAGGCCGAUGGUGUUGCCAAGUUUGCUAAGUCGUUUGAUGACCUGCUUGCUGCUCUCCAGCGCAAGGCCACCAUGAUACGUGGUGCAAGCAUCAACUAG
Messenger RNA from Closterium sp. Naga37s-1, 1452 nucleotides. NCBI's taxonomy places the organism in Eukaryota, Viridiplantae, Streptophyta, Zygnematophyceae, Desmidiales, Closteriaceae. The record is from the annotation of a GenBank genome assembly.